Messenger RNA from Kwoniella botswanensis, 1929 nucleotides. RefSeq lists its product as uncharacterized. The transcript is spliced from 9 exons. Gene Ontology annotation, molecular function: ATP hydrolysis activity; ATP binding. Bases 1 to 1929 code for a protein of 642 amino acids. The record is from RefSeq and is a predicted model, not a curated record. Lineage: Eukaryota; Fungi; Basidiomycota; Tremellomycetes; Tremellales; Cryptococcaceae.
AUGGCCCCCCUAUCCACGAACAGGAUGCAGUCUGUCCUUCGCACUGCCAGUGGGAUAUUGACCCGCCCCAUAUCCAUCGAAGCUGCAGGUGGAAUGGUUGGUUUAUUCCUAGCCGAGUUGGUCAGACGAAGUUCUCAUAGAAUUGUUCAAGCAAUAGAUGAUGCAUUAAGGAUAACAGCCAUAAUCAAUGACACAGACCCUUCAUUCGACUGGCCCUUACAUUUCAUUCGUACAACUCUCGGUUCCUCUUCCCUUUCCCCUCAAUCAAACACUUUGUCAGCAGAUGUACCGAUAUACAAAGAAGUGUUAGAAAUACUCAAUCGUAGAGGUCGUAUACCCCCAAAUCGAUUCAAGAUACUUACUCAGAAGCCAACGAGUUCACCAGAUGACAUGCAAGACGAUGAGGAAGAUGAUCUUCCUUCUGAUCCUAGAAAGGCAAAUGAUCAAGUACCCGUCUAUCGAUAUCCCAUUGAUGCACUUGAUGUAGUCAUCAAUUUUGAAGGUUACGAUUAUAGGUUUAGGAUGGUCAAUCUUCAUGGGGAUGGAAGUCCAGGAAAAGGAUUGGAAAUUUCGGUAAUCCCCAUCAACCGCUCAAGAGAUAUAUUCCUCCCUCUAAUCUAUCACUCUCGAACCCUAAUCUCUCACAUACGCAAUCACCUCUCAAAGACCUGCAAACCACUUAGAUCAUGGGAAUCCAUCUUCUUACCUCCCUCGAUCAAAGAUAAGAUCCUGAGGGAUACGAGAGAUUUUUUGGAUGGGAAAGCAUUUUAUAGGAAGAGGGGAUUACCUUGGAGGAGGGGUUGGUUACUUUAUGGAUUACAUGGGACAGGUAAGACCAGUUUGAUAACCGCCUUGGCGUCUCAUUUCAGCUUGCAAAUCUACGUGAUCAACCUAGGUGCGAGAGGUAUCGAUGACGACGAGUUACUGAAAUUAGUCAUGAGCAUCCCACCAAAGUCAAUUCUCCUGUUCGAAGACAUUGAUUGCGCGUUUCAGGCCACGAAAAAUACCGAACUCUUCCAGGAUCGAGAUACGAUAUUAAAAGGCGAUGAACAUUCUAUUGCUGAUCCUUCACAUUCGUCUCCUCUCCAUGAUUCUUCACUAUCGCUCGACGAUAACAUUGGUGUGACUCACAAGGCGAAAGCAGGAUAUCAAGCGAUCAAAGAAGAUCAUCCAACACCCUUUCCGAGCUGCGAUACACCUCAAAUGGUGAUACCUUCGGAGCUUACGCUCGAACAAGAGAACUCCAUAAUUCCCAAGUGUGAUCAAUCGGUCCCAAGAGAAGCGGAGGUUGAAUCCCCUAAACGACCUAACGAGGACAUGGCCACUCCCCCGAAGAAGGUUGAUAAUCCUCAUGAAUCAUCGAACAAUGGUCCAUCCAUUCCAUUUCCAUCAAGGUUCAUCAAUCCGUUGGAUUUCCCCGCCUCACCCUCUAGAAUCACACUCUCCGACGGUCUGGCUGCUAGCGAAGGCAGGGUGUUGUUCUGUACGACCAACUGGAAAGAUAGGAUUGAUCCUGCUUUAUAUCGACCAGGACUAUGUGAUGUCUGGCUGGAAUUCACCUACGUGACUCCAAAGCAAGCUCACGACCUAUUCAAAUUCUUCUAUCAACCUGAUUCGGCGGAAGCUUUACCUUCCCCUAAUGGAGUCACCCCGGGUUCCGCAAUGGACGAUAUCGAUGGAUUACUCGAGACAGCCCCCAAGAAAGGCGUCCUUACCGAUAACAACACAGAGAAGGUUGAGCAGGAAAUUCUCGAGGAUAUAGAUAAAUUAGCUCAAGAAUUUCCAUUAUUAUUCCCCAAAGAUCGAUUGACCAUUUCAUCCCUCCAGAGUUAUCUAAUGCAUUUUAAGAAUCAACCUGAGAAGGCUAUUGAAUAUUUUCCAACUUGGGUAGAAGAUGGUUGUAAAUAUACUUUUAUGGAAGAGGGUUGA